GAGUUAUCAACUUCCUCUGCCAUGGCGUAUUUGUGUAUCUAUGGAGUAGUCUUAAACAGUUUAAUGAUGGAAUUUUAUUGUACACAAUUUCAGCCAGAUCUAGAUAGACUAUAGAUCUAAAACUUAAUACUAUUAAUUUACGAAGAAGAAGAAGAUCAUUUAUCUAGAUCUAAAACUAGUCUUAGAAUCUAAUUUAAUCUACACAUAAAAUAUCUGUUUUUAAUGGAUGAAUCGCCCAAUUUUGAUGGGGCUGCACAGGGUCCAAGAGAGCUGGAAGAGGUGUCAAGUACCAGACCUAUUUAUAAAAGUUCUUCUCCUUACAAAAAGAAAAAAACAGAUAAACUCAAUUCAGAGACAGUUGUUUAUUUAGACUUCAGCAAAUUUUGCAGACUUUUUGGUUAUCAUCACACAUCAUUGAGACAUGUUUGGUUUGUGAAGGAUGUUUGUGGCAUAGUCUGUGCUGUAUUCACAUGGCUUCUAAUUCUCUACGCAGAGUUUGUUGUAAUGUUUGUCCUGCUGAUUCAUGAGUCCUCCAAUAUCUACAGCUUGUUCCAUGGCCUUAUAUUUAAUUGCUUCACCAUGCUGGCUGUCGCAUCACACUUAAGAGCUAUGUUUACAGACCCGGGAGCUGUCCCUAAAGGCAAUGCAACAGCAGAGGGAAUCAAAAGUUUAGGUUUAAAGAAAGGUGAAGUUGUAUACAAAUGCCCCAAAUGUAUCAGCAUCAAGCCAGAUAGAGCACAUCAUUGCAGUGUCUGUCAGCGAUGUAUAAGAAAAAUGGACCAUCAUUGUCCCUGGGUGAAUAAUUGUGUAGGAGAGAACAAUCAGAAGUAUUUUGUGUUAUUUACAUUAUACAUUUGUCUCAUUUCCAUUCAUGCACUUUACAUGGCAAUUUCACAUUUUAUCUUCUGUGUUAGCAAAGACUGGAAAGGUUGUUCUGGCAUGUCUCCUCCAGCUACUACCAUCUUCCUAAUAUUUCUCAUAUUUGAAGGAAUGUUAUUUGGUAUUUUUACUGGGAUAAUGUUUGGAACCCAGAUGUCAGCAGUGUGUUCUGAUGAGACUGGUAUUGAACAAUUAAAAAAAGAAGAGCGAGAAGCACGGUCAAGAUGGCUGAGCAUGAAGAGUGUGUUUGGGCAUCCAUUUUCAAUUCACUGGUUUUCUCCCUUUUCCACACCACGUUUUCUUUCAUCAGACAAAAUUUAUUACUCAGUCUAAAUAACUCUGUUCUCUAGUUAAUUCAACAAAAUAUUUUUAAUUUUUUUUUUUUUUGCUGGAUAAUAAAAUAAACAUUUUUGGUGUGCUUAAAUGCAAUUUUAUUGUAAGUUUUAAAUCAUGUACACAUUUAUUGUGCUGUGCCAUUAAGUAACAAAUAAUUGUGUCAGAAAGAGAUGUACACAUUUAUUGUGUUGAGAUAAUAAUGUACAAAAUCUUGAUCUUCAAUCUAAAUUUUGUUUUUUGAUACAAUUUAUACAAUUAAACACAAUUGUGAUAUGAA
Messenger RNA from Biomphalaria glabrata, 1492 nucleotides. RefSeq names its product palmitoyltransferase ZDHHC3-like. Gene Ontology annotation, molecular function: palmitoyltransferase activity. The coding region runs from base 223 to 1212 and encodes 329 amino acids. The record is from RefSeq and is a predicted model, not a curated record. The transcript is spliced from 9 exons. Lineage: Eukaryota; Metazoa; Mollusca; Gastropoda; Planorbidae.